AUGUUCAAACGACGAAUCAGUUUUGAAGACUUCAAAGACAAUAUUAAGCUCCAGAAGUUAUCAUCUUCCAAUCAAGAGUUAAACAACAACGUAAGUAAUCUAAAACCAAGCACCAAACCACAUCUUCCAGUCCAAAUCAUCACUAAAGUCAUCGCAAACCUUACAAACACCAACGACAUCAAAAACUGCAUGCUUUUGUCAAAAGAUGUCAACAGCUGCAUAUUUAGGACACCAGAAAUCUUGACAAGAUUGUUAUUCAACCUUGAUUGCACCAACAACUCAGAUGAAUGCUCAAACUUCCUUAAAUUCAAAGGAAAUGAAAUAAAAAACAUAAAAUUAAGCUUCAAUUCAGAAAGUACAGAAAUCUUAAAGACUGUCCUCAGCCAGACACCAAAUUUGACAGACUUUACAUUCACAAAUGUGUCAUUUGGAUGUGUCUGCUGUGGAAGUUGCUCAUUUCCAACGAAAGAACAAGACAGCGUGCCAUUUAAAGAAUAUUGGACAUUGAAUUCAAACUCAAUUGACCUGCCAGAGCUGAAAGUUUUAGAAAUGGAAGUGACUGACCUGUACAGCUUCAUAAAAGUCACAAAUCAAGUUAAAAGCUUAGAAAAAUUGACAAUUUACAUUCAUUCGUCAAAGCAUCAAAAGAUUAUGACUGAAUUCAUCCUACAACAAGAGAAUCUAAAGGAACUGAACAUAAUCGUAACUGAAACAGACGGAGAAGUCAACUUUUUGUCAAGGAACAUUGCAAGAAAACUUAAAUUUAAGCUUAAAACAUUGAAAAUUUUUACAAAAAAUGGAAUGGCUGUCAAUGGCUAUUUAGAUGAAUUUUUACUAGCACAAAUUGAUUCUUUAGAGGAACUGGAUUUUGACUUUUCGCUUGACAUUUCAACUUUAGACAUUGUUUUUAAUAAAUUGAGGAAAUUGAGAAUGCUUAUAAAAGUUUCAUACAAUCAGGAUUUCUUUUAA
Molecule: messenger RNA, 969 nt
Organism: Chironomus riparius
Lineage: Eukaryota; Metazoa; Arthropoda; Insecta; Diptera; Chironomidae
Source: the annotation of a GenBank genome assembly